This is a messenger RNA of Tuber aestivum (summer truffle), 1335 nucleotides long. The record is from the annotation of a GenBank genome assembly. NCBI's taxonomy places the organism in Eukaryota, Fungi, Ascomycota, Pezizomycetes, Pezizales, Tuberaceae.
AUGUCGCCUCCCCCUACGCCAAGCUUUGCGGCUACACGGGUGCCGCCGCGCCAAGACCCAUACAACUACCAGGUAAAUCACUAACGCCAUGAUCCGUCCCAUCGAAAACCUGUCCGUUCAACACACACCUCCGUCACCUCCGAAGCUUCAGCAAACAUGGUAACAACCCCCCUACACUGCCCGCUCCCCAUCCUAGUAUCGCAAUAGACUAACUAAUGCAUCCCAGGCCCGAAAUAGUGAAAAAGCCCAAUCAAUGCUGUUUCGCUUUCGCGAGCAGCAGGCGGCGGAUCUAGGAAUUAUCGAUGCUGGGCGAACACGGUGAGCCAUCCCCCCCCCCCCGCGUUGUUCAACCACAACAGCAUAGCUAAUGGAAAGAAUAAACCAGCCGCCCAAAAGUAAUAACAGAGGUAACCGCAAUACCAGCAUGCGAGAAAUGGCGUGGCCAAGUAGUCAAAGACAUUUCCCGCAAAGUCACAAAAAUCCAAGACCGUACCUUUCCCCCGCUCCCGCUCCACUGUUCGUUCUGACAAACCAAAAGCCAGCCUUUCAGACUACCAAAUCCGCGACCUAAAUGACGAGAUCAACAAACUGAUGCGAGAGAAGCACAUGUGGGAGGUGCAACUCCGCAACCUCGGCGGGCCAAACUAUAUGCGCUUCGGCCCGAAAACCUACGACGAGGACGGCCGGGAGGUGCCCGGCUCUCGCGGUUACAAGUACUUUGGUCGCGCGCGGGAACUGCCGGGGGUUAAAGAACUCUUUGACGAACUCAAACCUUCAAAGAAGGCUGCGGAUGGGAAGGACGAGGAACGCAGGCUGAGGGCGGAGAUGAGGAGGAAUGUGGACGCAGACUAUUACGGUUUCAAUAGGGAUGAGGAUGAUGGAGUCUUGCUGGCGUACGAGAGGGCGAAGGAGGUGGAGAGUUUUAGGAAUGUGGAGAAAACGGGGGGGGAGGGGGUACCCGAGGGUUGGGCGCCAAUACCUGACGGGUGGGUGGUGCCCGGACUGGACGAGGUUACGGAGUUUUUGGUGGAGAGGAGAAAGAGUCGGUUGUUGCAGAGGCUUGGGUAGGCGGCGUUGGACUUCUCCGGAGAUGUUUUUCUUCCUUUACUUUUUUCUUUUAUUUUUUUAUUUUUCUAAUAUAAAAAAGAGAACAAAAUGACUUGUAGUCCUUUUCUUCUCCUGUACGAUUGGGAUCACGGUAAUGAGCCCGGGUUAAUGCCUGUUGUGUUACGAUGUAUGAUACAAGUACGAGUAUGCCGAUCAUCAAUAAUUCAUGACCUACCGAUACUGUAUCGUAUCAUACCAAAACAAACAAACAAGAGUUAUCUAUCAUAC